AUGCUCAGGAUAGUUUGGGAUGCUCCUCAGCAGUUGCUAAAGGAGAGGAGAGAAUCCCGGAAGCUGGUACUGGUGGUGGUGUUUGUUGCUCUGCUCCUGGACAACAUGCUACUUACUGUAGUGGUGCCCAUUAUACCCAACUUCCUAUAUGCCACAGAGUUCAAAGAAAUCAACACUCCUCUGCACCUUGGCACCACCACAGUUUCCCAGCAUGUCCUUACUCCUCGUGCCUUUUCCACAAUCUUCUCCUUCUUUGGAAAUGACACCAUGGCUAUUAAAGAAAGUGCACCCAGUGGCACAGCAUGGACAGAUCGCACUUCUGGUACCAUCCCUCCUCUAGUCACUGAAGCCAUCCCAGCACAACAAAACAACUGCUUGCAAGGCACAGAGUUUUUGGAGGAAGAGAACAUACGGGUUGGGGUUCUGUUUGCUUCAAAGGCUCUGAUGCAACUUCUGGUCAACCCAUUCGUGGGACCUUUCAUCAACAGGAUUGGAUAUCACAUCCCCAUGUUUGUUGGCUUUGUUAUCCUGUUUCUCUCCACAGUUAUGUUUGCUUUUUCUGGUACCUAUACCCUACUUUUUGUGGCUCGAACCCUUCAAGGCAUUGGAUCCUCAUUUUCUUCUGUUGCAGGUCUUGGGAUGCUGGCAAGUGUCUACACUGAUGACUAUGAGAGAGGGCAUGCCAUGGGAAUUGCCUUGGGGGGCCUGGCUUUGGGAGUGCUGAUGGGAGCUCCUUUUGGAAGUUUGAUGUAUGUGUUUGUUGGGCGGUCUUCACCCUUCCUUAUAUUGGCCUUUCUGGCACUACUAAAUGGAGCACUCCAGCUGUGUAUCCUACAGCCUUCCAAAGUCUCUCCUGAGAGUGCCAAGGGGACUCCACUCCUUACACUUCUCAAAGACCCUUAUAUCCUGGUGGCUGCAGGCUCCCUCUGCUUUGCUAACAUGGGAGUGGCCAUGCUGGAGCCCACACUGCCCAUCUGGAUGAUGCAGACCAUGUGUUCCCCUGAGUGGCAGUUAGGUCUAGCUUUUUUGCCUGCCAGUGUGUCCUACCUCAUUGGCACCAACCUCUUUGGUGUGUUGGCAAACAAGAUGGGUCGGUGGCUCUGCUCCAUGAUUGGGAUGAUGGUUAUAGGUACCAGCUUGCUUUGUGUUCCUCUGGCUUAUAAUAUUUUUGGUCUCAUUGGCCCCAAUGCAGGACUUGGCUUUUCCAUAGGUAUGGUGGAUUCCUCUGUGAUGCCCAUCAUGGGACACCUGGUGGACCUGCGUCAUACCUCGGUGUAUGGGAGUGUCUAUGCCAUAGCUGAUGUAGCUUUUUGCAUGGGUUUUGCUAUAGGCCCAUCCACCGGGGGAGCCAUUGUGCAUGCCAUUGGCUUCCCCUGGCUUAUGGUCAUCAUUGGGGUCAUCAACAUCAUGUAUGCUCCUCUCUGUUACUACCUGAGAAGCCCCCCAGCCAAGGAGGAAAAGCUGGCAAUUCUGAGCCAGGACUGCCCCAUGGAGACCUGGAUAUGUGCAACUCAGAAGCCCACAAGGGAAUUUCCUCUGGGAGAAGACAGUGACGAGGAGCCUGGCAGUAAGCAGUAG
Lynx canadensis (Canada lynx) is the source of this 1578-nucleotide messenger RNA. It is a transcript of the gene SLC18A1, whose product is annotated as solute carrier family 18 member A1. The record is from RefSeq and is a predicted model, not a curated record. Gene Ontology annotation, cellular component: synaptic vesicle membrane; terminal bouton. Gene Ontology annotation, molecular function: serotonin:sodium:chloride symporter activity; xenobiotic transmembrane transporter activity. Bases 1 to 1578 code for a protein of 525 amino acids. NCBI's taxonomy places the organism in Eukaryota, Metazoa, Chordata, Mammalia, Carnivora, Felidae. The transcript has 15 exons. Gene Ontology annotation, biological process: transmembrane transport; aminergic neurotransmitter loading into synaptic vesicle; xenobiotic transport.